Molecule: messenger RNA, 594 nt
Organism: Aptenodytes forsteri (emperor penguin)
Lineage: Eukaryota; Metazoa; Chordata; Aves; Sphenisciformes; Spheniscidae
Gene: LHFPL5
Product: lipoma HMGIC fusion partner-like 5
Exons: 4
Coding region: 1-273 (90 amino acids)
Biological process (GO): detection of mechanical stimulus involved in sensory perception; sensory perception of sound
Cellular component (GO): plasma membrane
Source: RefSeq, a predicted model, not a curated record
AUGUCCCCUGCAGCAACCGCUACCGGGCUGAUGAUCGGCUGCCUGAUCUACCCCGACGGCUGGGACUCGAGCGAGGUGAAGCGCAUGUGCGGGGACAAGACGGACAAGUACACGCUGGGCGCCUGCACCGUGCGCUGGGCGUACAUCCUCUGCAUCAUCGGCAUCCUCGACGCUCUCAUACUCUCCUUCCUGGCCUUUGUGUUGGGGAACCGGCAGGACAACCUCCUCCCGUCUGAUUUUAAAGUGGAAAAUAAAGAAGAGGGCAACAACUGACAGAGCUGAUCACCACGGACACCUAGAACUCUUCUUCCAUCAACUUCAAGAGACACAGCCCUUUUCUUUGAAAUGGCUUUUCCAGGAGCUUUAAAAACUUGCCAACUUCUGUGGAUUUUCUACAAUUGUUCUUUUCACCUAAGGGGCCGCUAUCGGCUCACAGCUCUCAUGGAGUUUAUUUGAUGGGAAGAGCCCAAACCGGACACAGUCGGGGGUUUUUUUUGGUGGUGUUUUUUGGGGGUUUGAGUCCAUCAGCAAACCUGGGGAAAAGGGGAGGGAUGGCGAUUUGCUGCUUCUUGGGGUUUGUACACCUUCUUUCAA